Drosophila kikkawai is the source of this 1053-nucleotide messenger RNA. RefSeq names its product putative ribosome-binding factor A, mitochondrial. NCBI's taxonomy places the organism in Eukaryota, Metazoa, Arthropoda, Insecta, Diptera, Drosophilidae. Gene Ontology annotation, biological process: rRNA processing. The record is from RefSeq and is a predicted model, not a curated record.
UGUCAGUGUUCCACUUUCCUCUAUUCCGAUUAAUCGAAACCAUUUGGUAUAUUUUUAAGACCCUCCGAGGGUCACACUUGCGCUCUUGAUUACGAACCUAAAAAAGUAAAAAGUAUUUAUUUUGUAAACUGCAAUUUAUAAAAACAUGGAACGUCCCUUUCAUUUGUUGUUUUACAAUCCCAUUUGUCGGCUCACCAGAGUGAGGCAACCAAUACGCAUGCCUGUGAGGCACAAGAGCACCAGCAAUGCAAACAAAGUCAACGUGAAGCGCCAGAGCAAAAUAUUCAACUCCUUGGUUGGAAAUCGGCGCGAAGGCAACACUCGCUGGUACCCUUCCCACGAUGUGAAUACCAAGAGUGGUCCAUCGGCGUCCAAUUCCAUUCGCACUCCAAAAUUCGGAGCAGCGUCCCAUUCACGUGCCCAUCUGGACAGUCGCCGAAUGUCCGUGCUGAAUAAGAUGUUCAUGACGACCAUAACCGAUUUUUUGGCGACCGGCGAUGGCGAUGCAGCCCGCUCCUUAGUCGGCCGGGGUUUGCAAGUUUCUCACGUGAAGAUCACCAGCGAUUUCUCGCAAAUCAAUGUGUAUUGGUCCUGCGGAUCGUCGGCUGAACAAGCCAGCACUAAGCUGGAGGAGGAUCUGGGUCGGUGCAGCGGCCAGCUGCAGCAUGAACUGUCCCAGCUGAACCUCAUGGGUGAGGUUCCCCGGAUCAAGUUUGUGCGGGACAAGACGAGCACAAAUCUGUGUCAGGUGCAGGAAAUCCUAGCCCGGCUCGGUCCAUUUGAAUAUGAACCUACGCGAAGCGAUGGAGAAGUGAAAAACUCGUCCGUAGAUCUUUCCCAAUCGGAGACGGAGACGAAUGUCAGCUGGCCACAGAUGCGACAAGAUGUUGUAAAUUUCAACCAAAGCUUGGUAAUGGACAAGAUACUCAACAAGAUGCAUAAAUUCAAAGAUGCCUGGGUCUCUCAUAUGAGGACGUUGUCCAAUUCAAAAGAUUCGACAUGAAAACAACUGUUAACUAUUACAUAUGUAGUAAUAAAUCGAUAAAUAUUUUA